Humulus lupulus (European hop) is the source of this 1791-nucleotide messenger RNA. Its product is annotated as putative glucose-6-phosphate 1-epimerase. Gene Ontology annotation, molecular function: carbohydrate binding; isomerase activity. The record is from RefSeq and is a predicted model, not a curated record. Gene Ontology annotation, biological process: carbohydrate metabolic process. The transcript is spliced from 8 exons. Lineage: Eukaryota; Viridiplantae; Streptophyta; Magnoliopsida; Rosales; Cannabaceae. The coding region runs from base 623 to 1549 and encodes 308 amino acids.
UAGUCUACGUCAGAUGUGGAAACAAGCCAACGGCCAAGUCUACGUUCUUUUCUUUUCUUUUCUUUUCUUUUUCUUCUUAUUUCUUUUAUAACAAGUAAUGAAAUUACAAUUUUACCCUCUCAUCCCAGCAAAGCAGUAGUCUGUUCUGAUUCUGAUAGUGGGCAUUUCUGUAGUUUAGUCCUCUUCUGCUUUUUUUUCUUUCAAUAUAGUCAUCCUACUAACCGUUUUUUUGAAGUUCGUUCCCUUUGUCUUUUUUUUUUUCUUAGUUUUAUUUAAUAUCUAUUAAUUAUGAUUUGAUUUAAUCCAAAAUGGUAUUUUUCUGAGACAUUUCUUAUUUAUUGGGUUUUCAAGAAAGAAAAAGAUUGAUUGAGCGAGCUUGUUAGUUAGUUUAAUUGGUAGUUGGAUUUCUGGUAUACAGUUCACGAGAAAUUCGGGAGAGAUUAUCACCUGAUUCAGUGAUCUGGCUCGGCUUUUUUCCAGCUGAUUUAUAUCUAUAUAAAUAUAUAUAUAUAUGUAUGUAUAUACAUGUAUACGUAUAGAGCUAGAGAAAGUGUGAGAAAGUUUAGUAGUUUCCGUUUUCUUGGCGAGAAAGUGUUUUGUCUUCUGUUUUUUUUAUCUUAAAAUGCAUAGUUCUGCGGGAACAAGUUCAAAGGGAACUUCUUCUGUGGACGUUGUGAAAGACCGAAAUGGAGUCGAACAAGUUCUUCUCAAGAAUCCUCGAGGAGCUUCUGUUCGGGUGAGUUUGCAUGGAGGUCAGGUUCGUUCAUGGAUGAAUGAGCGUGGGCAUGAGAUGUUGUUCACUAGUAGUAAGGCAGUCUUUAAGCCCCCAAAACCGGUUCGAGGAGGGAUCCCAAUCUGCUUUCCACAGUUUGGAAACAGUGGAACUUUGGAGCAACAUGGGUUUGUCAGGAAUAAGAUUUGGACCAUUGAACAGAAUCCUCCACCUUUGCCUCCUUCUGAUUCAAUUGGAAAAACAUUCGUUGACUUGCUUUUCAUACCCUCUGAUGAUGAUAUGAAGAUCUGGCCUCACCGCUUCGAGUUUCGCUUGAGGAUCUGUUUAAGUGCAGAGGGAUAUCUCAUCCUGAUACCACGAGUCAGGAAUCUUGAUAGCAAGCCUUUCAGCUUCUCAUUUGCCUUCCAUACAUAUUUCUCCAUUUCAGAUAUCAAUGAAGUGAGAAUUGAAGGCCUUGAGACACUUGAUUAUCUUGACAAUUUACAUCAAAGAGAGCGUUUCACUGAGCAAUAUACUUCCUUAACUUUUGAAUCUGAGGUGGAUCGAGUUUAUGUUCGUUCUGGAAGUAUGGUAGCUAUUCUUGAUCAUGAGAGAAAGAAAUCAUUCAUCAUAAAAAAGGAGGGUCUUCCAGAUGUUGUGGUUUGGAAUCCAUGGGCAACAAAAUCAAAAGCCAUAGCAGAUUUUGGAGACGAUGAGUACAAGAGAAUGGUUUGCGUGGAUAGUGCAGCGGUUGAGAGACCAAUCACUCUGAAGCCUUGUGAGGAGUGGACUGGCAGAUUGGAACUCUCCCAAGUCAAUUCGAGUUUAGUGCAGUGACCCCCCAUGGUGAUUGAUACUAAGUCCUAACUAAUGAUGACACAAAUUUCAUUCAACUGUUUUUGGUGAUUGCUGACCAUACUGAUUUUUUUUCCUUUUUUUGCUUCAUAUCGAAGUGGAGAUUCUGUUUUUUGUAAUUCUCUCCAUUAUCAGAAUAUGAAGUAUGUUUCAACUGAAAAUACACAACCAUUGAUAAUAACAUUGCUUGAGUUGGCAUCUACUGAAUUGAUAUUGUUGAGUUC